Molecule: messenger RNA, 3241 nt
Organism: Pocillopora meandrina
Lineage: Eukaryota; Metazoa; Cnidaria; Anthozoa; Scleractinia; Pocilloporidae
Source: the annotation of a GenBank genome assembly
AUGGCUGCACAGAAAACAGUUUUGUUGGUACUAAUGGGAACUACAGCAUGUUUUUCUGUCGAAGGGUCUGGAAGUUCUCAUUUUUCUUAUUUUGAAGCCUUUCAAAACAAGAGGCUGAUAGGAUAUGUUAUCAAACGGUUUGAUUCACCGAGUUUGUUAUCGUGCGGUCAGAAAUGUCUGAGUAACACCUGGUGUACUUCCACCAACUUCAAGUUUUCAUCCAAGAAGAAAAGCAUUGGAGGGACUUGUGAACUGAACAAGCACGACGUCUCUGUUGUGAGUGAAAGAAGCAACUUUGCUGAUCAAGAAGAAACAACUUUUUCAAGGUUUCUAAAUGUUAGUAUUCACUUUGCUUGUUCUAAGCAAGAAGUGGAACCCAGUUUUCACUUUGCAUUUAUAAUCAUCGGGUUUAGUAAUCAUUUAUAAUUUAUCAUGUAAUAUUCUCGGCCAGUGACCAAUUGAGAGGCAUCAAGUGACGGAAUAUAAGAUACCUUGAAUAUUAUAUGUUUCUUGAAGGUAACACUUUUCCACAAGCCACAGAUAAGAAAUGUCUGUGGACGAUAUCUGAGUGUAUGCGCAAAGAAAAUUUUCAUGGACACUUCGGGAAAUAAUUUGUUGGAGUACUUUAACCUAAAUGUCUCGUUUUCCAUCGACUGAUAACAACAGGUUUGCCAGAAAGGAUGGGCUCUCCACUCUCAAACAUGUUACGUUGUUUUCGACACUCCAACGCAAAAUUGGACUGAAGCCCGCAGGGUUUGCAAGAAGUACGGGGGAGAUCUGCCAGUAAUCAGAUCUGCUGAUGACAACAACUUCAUACUCGAUCUGAUUCUAAAUCAGGAAUUAGUGCAACACUUUGGUGUGUGGAUUGGACUUUACAGAAAACCUGACAACGAGUUCUACUGGAUUGACGAUACUCCUGUGACAGGCCAGUUUUCUGCAUGGGCAAAAGGAGAACCAAACAGUGGUCAAGAGAAAUGUGCCAAUAUAUUUGCCGGAAAACUCUCACCAUUGGGAAAGUGGAAUGACAUCAGCUGUAAUUUAGCUCGUGAAUUCCAACAGUCUGCCCCUUUUGUUCUUUGCCAGAAAGGCUUACUAUAAAUCAACCCAUCCAUAAAUUCCAUCUAAACGUUAUGUAGGUCUAACUUUUGUGAAAAGCGUCACCAUAGGACCAAAAAAGGUCGAUUUAGUGUGUGUUUGAAACACUAGUAAAUGGACUGGGCCCUAGUUGGUUUUUGUGAGAUGUUCAAGUAAGUGCCACUGAAAUCUUACCAAGGCCUAACGUUUGAAACAUCAGUUUUGGAAACAUUCUAAAAUGGUCAAUCUACAUUAUCAACUCAUUAGAUGAAAUCAGAUAGUCUUGCAAUACUCCCCCUCUUGCAAUACUCCCCCUCCCUCCCCCCACGCAGUACAAUACCCCCCCCUCCCACCCACGCAGUACCAAAGUUCAUGCGAACUUUUUUGUACAUUGAGAUUUAAAUCAUCUGAAAAUUAUUAAGUUUUCUCUCCUUAGGUACGAUUUUAAUACUAUUUAUUCCUCUUGGAAAGGACAGAUUCAAAGCAGCCGGUCAGAGAAACAAGAAACACCCCCUGAUAAAGCCGUAAGAGAAUAACUGGCGAUGUCAAUUGAUGUGUGGUGUGGGCGAGGGGGGAGGAAGUGGCUGUGACAGCCAUUAUCAACUGCAGUUUCAAAACAAACUGGGUCGAUUUAAUUACCUUGACGCUUUCACCUUAAAAUUUAUUAAAUGGCAGAAUUACUUUUGAACCUUUAAAAACGCUGAGAAGAGAAUUAGGGGUCAUUUCAUACAACGUAUCUUGAAAGCAGGAAACUACCUGCAUAAGUGGAAUGGAAGUAUUACUUUUUUAAUUUUAGAAACGCUGCAAAGAGAAUUAGGGGUCAUUUCAUACCACGUAACUAGAAGCAGGAAACCACCUGCAUAAGUGGAAUAUAAGCAAAAAAUUAACCUGACGUCAAUUACUUACGUCACCUACGGGAUAAACCUUUGCUACAUAACAAGGUAAAAUUCCUUAAUCACUUCGUAAGGUUGAUACUUUGAGCUUUCGCGGAAAACACUUAGUAGAACAUAUACAUUACACAAACUGAAAUAAACAAACAAAUACCGAUAGGCUUCUUAUGAGAAGAUAAGAGAAAUUUGACGCUCCUAAAUUAAAUCUUGUUUUAAUCGUCCAAUUUUUGGGGGAACUGGAGAAUACCGAAGAGGUUCUCAACGAGGUGAUGGCUUUUACGGCUUAUGGGUUAUGUCAUUCCAUUUUAUUACCUUAAAUUUUUUUUACGGUGAACUUUUUUCACGAAUAUUUGAUAAAAUUUGUCAGUUUUUACGGUUAAUACCAUCGAGACCCUCACCGAAGGGAUAACUGUUAUUAGAGAAACGAAGGAACCAAUUGAUUUAAAAUUCUAUCGAUGUAAGAACUGAAUCAGUGAAAGCUUAACCUUUAAGUGAACAAAAAGUUUUAUUACCUUUAGCAGCAUUAGCAAAGUAAACAUCCUUCAUAUAAGCAGAGUUAAUAUUUUCCUUAACAGUAAGAAUUACGUGUGUGUUUAUCACGAAGUCCCUUUGGCAUCUCUCUUGGAGUCCAGCUUAAAACUUGUGCAGAAUGCCAUCUAUUUCUAAGAAAUUUCUCACUGCUUGAUGGCAAACCAGAAGAGUCAAACCGUCUACAUUUUCUCAAUGCCACGCUAUACGUGUUAAAACUAUUAUGUGCAUCAACUCAAUCUUUAAUAAGCUACGCGAAGCGAAACUCUUCCCAGCAUUCUUCAUUUCCUGCCGAGUUUCCCUCCGUCAAAAUGUUUGUCUGGCAACUGAAGCUAAUCCGGAAGGAAAACAUUUUGUUAAUUCAAACCAUUCGCACUUAAUUGAAAGAUAGGAUGAACACUUUCAAAGGUUCUUUAAUAACGGAAUCAUAUUCAGUACAAUGUUACAGUUAACUUGAACUAAAGGCAGGUAUGGCUGCGUAAAAGGAAAUUUUGUUGUUAUUUCUCUUGAGAACUACGGCUCGUUUUCUGCCAAAUACAACAACCCAAAAUUCCUCUUUUUUCUUUUAUUUGAAACCUUAGAGGUUGAUGGGAUACGCCGUCAAACAGUUUGAUUCACCCAGUUUGUUAUGGUACGGUCAGCAAUGUCUGAGAAACACCUGGUGUAUUUCCAUCAACAACAUGUCGUCCUCUACAAGGAGAGACGAAGGAACCUGCGAACUAAUUAAACAAACACAGCAUGUCCAUUAA